Messenger RNA from Paramuricea clavata, 4217 nucleotides. NCBI's taxonomy places the organism in Eukaryota, Metazoa, Cnidaria, Anthozoa, Malacalcyonacea, Plexauridae. The record is from the annotation of a GenBank genome assembly.
CCAAGAUUACAAUGAUGAAAUGAAAAAUAUUGAUUUUACCUCCGAAUUGCAACGUCUCGAAGAAGAGAAUGCUUUUCUAAAAACAAUCAAUGAAUUCAUCGACGAAUGUAACUCAAGCACUCUAGAAACAAACACAAGGCCCAUACUAGAUUUGCAGCUCCAUAAGAAGACAAAGCCACUACGACAAGAGAAGGGUAAGAUAAACUAAAAAAAAAUAUACUCAUUUAAUGCAAACUCGUCGCCCCGAUAACACAUGACUGGCAGUGGCGGCACCAGGCUCAGAAUUUUUUUUUCGGGGGGGGGAGCAUUUGAGGGGCAAACUCAUAUUUUUGGGGGGGCAAGAUAGAAUUUUAAAAAGGUCCUGCUAUUUGCCCAUGCCGUUGUCACAGGACUUUCGCCCCCCCAAGAGAUUCGCCCUUAAAAGGGGAGCGAAUAUUCUAGGAAUAACGCCCCAGGGGGCGAAUACACUAGGAAUAUCGCUCCCCUUUAAGAUAUUCGCCCCCCCCCAUAUAUGCGACGUGGUUUAUUCCAAUAAUUUCGUGAUACUUUCAUCUUAUUAGUGCCUUACACGUUUCAGAAUUUAACUCAAGCAAAACUAAAGCUUUUUUUGUCUUUUUUGAAACGUUUUUUUUAGUAUUGGCAAGUUUUACCAUUCAGAGAUUUUUCAGACCGGUUCCAAAUAAUUUUUUUGAGGGGGGGGGCAAAACGGGGAUCAGAAAAUAAUUGGGGGGGAUUUGCCCCCCUCUUGCCCCCUCCCCCCCUUGGCGCCGCCACUGAUGACUGGAGAAAUUUAUCUGUUGAUAGUUCUAAAGCGUAAUAAAUAUUCGUGCAUGGAUAUAUUAGUUGCCUCACCUUUUACAAAUAAAAUUUUUCAGUUACCCAACCAUUUUCUCUUUUUUCUCCAUCUAUGAUAAUUUAUUUCCAAUCCAACCAAUCAUAUUCUCUGAAAUUCGUGUGCGUGAUGGAGUGUGAGUAAUAGCUAUAAAUAUACUUUAUUACUGUUGUAGUUCAUAGAGUAGCUCGAGAAUUCAAACUUUUGAAAAAUUGGCAGUUUAAAUUACUUUUGGAGUAAAUAAAACAGAAUUUACACCGGCAAUGUCGGUUUGGUACAUUAGUAUGUGAUACAAUUCACUAGAACAAAACAUUUUGACUUGAUAAACAAUUUAAAUGCUGUUACUCAACACUGACUAUUUUUACUUAUUAAUAAUGAACGGAACUCAAAAAUAUAUUUAUAUCAAUAGGAAGACAAUACCAUCUUAGGUCCAAAGUCCAAACAUUAAAUAAAUUUCAAAAUCAUACAAAAUAUGACCAGCUACAGCGAAUAUAUGUUUCAAAAUUGCAACGGCUGAACAGUAUAAACGUUUACAAAUUGACAAUAACAAACUCUUAACUAAGUCACAAUACAAGCUAAAUUGCACUGUAUAAUUUGUAGUCUGCUGUAAAACUCAUAAUAACCGAUAAAAGCAACGUUUGUAGAUCGAGUAGUAAGUUUCAUAAAUACAUAAAGCGACAUGUAUUUAAUAGGAUGACUUGUCAAGGCAGAUAUCCAAUGAGAAAACAUGCCAAAACAUCUCAACGAUUUCCAGCUGUUCAGUGUUUAGUUCAAAACCCAAAUUCACAGUUAUUGAAAGCGUAUAAACAUUGGCAUUGGGUCACAGUGAUUUAUGCGUAUUUUGGCAUACAUUAUGAUUUCAACCAAUAGCAUUUUUGAGUCCGCUCACGGCCCCAAAAUACCAAAUUUCCUUGAGAUUGUUGCAGGCCCAUAUUUAAUGGGCCUGCCACAUAGACUAGUCCCCAUCCUGACCAUAAAUGAUGAUCAGAACUGUUGAACAUCUCCCAUAAACUUCUCCCAUACCUAAAACAAGUUUAAUCCAAAAUAAGUUUAUUUCUUUCGCUUUUCUGCACAGACGAUGCUAUAUAUGAUGACGCAGAUAAGUACGAGAAGCAAAGCGAAAAACUACAAGAGCAAGCUGCAUUAGAAAGCGAAAUCGGGCGACUUACUCAAGAAAUACAGCACGCAAAGGAAGAGAAUCAUAAUUUGAUGAAACAAACCCAGGUACUUCAAAAGAAAAAUACUGAACUUACAACAAAUAUUCGACUGCUUCAAAAAAAAAAUGAUGACACUUGUGAAGAGAACGAGAACUUAAAAACAAUUAAUCAGCUCCUUCAAGAUGAUAACAAAAGUGUGCAAGACAUGAGGAAUGAAAUUCAGCAACUUCGACUAGAAAACAACAACAUGAAUAGGGAAAUACAGAAAGUUCAAGAAGAAAAUAACAACAUGCAUAGUGACAUGCGAGAACUUCAGCAAGAAAACAAUGAGCUGAAGGAAAUUCAGCAAACUGAAGAAAAUGCUAUGGAUAGCCUCAUUACAGAAAGUGGAUCAGUAGUAGUUUCACGUGAAGAACUAGGUAGAGGUGCCUUUGCUGCUGUUUACACGGGAGACUAUUAUGGAACUAAAGUAGCAGUUAAAGAAUUUCACGAAGUCAUUUUAUCUCCACAUAACGAGGAAAUCCUUAAACGCGAAAUAUAUAUUACAUCGCAAUGUCGCCACCCUAAUUUACUACAGUUUAUCUGUGCAACGAGGAGUGAUCGACAUUGUCUGUUGAUUGUAACAGAACUGAUGGAUAUGGCUUUGCGUACAUUACUCGAGCAACAUGCAAGAGAAAGAUUGCAGUUCGAAUAUCAGAAAGUUAAAUCAAUUUCCUUAGACGUAGCACGUGGCCUCAAUUAUCUUCAUUCAAAAACGUCAAACCCAAUUAUCCAUCGUGAUGUAAGCAGUGCCAACGUAUUGUUAUGGAUUGAAAAUGGCGCAGUAAGAAGAGCGAAAGUAUCAGAUUAUGGUUCAGCUAAUUUCAUGGAAGCUUGCAAUACAGCGAAUCCUGGAGCAGCGCUUUACGCUGCACCUGAAGCCAGCCGAGGUCAACAAGGCCCAAAGGUAAUUAUAAUUAAAAGUAUUUGCAAGAUCCAGUAAGACAACAGUCUAACUUCUGAAUCAAAAUAGCACAAUCAAUUGCCAUGAAUUUAUUUUGUUCAACACUCUAAUGUGGAUGCAAAGUCCGAACAGGUUUAAAUAAUAAAAAAAUCCAGACUAAACCAAGGGCUUAAUACAAUUUUGGCACAACUUUCAACUUUGUGCAGUUUUUCAUUUCUUCGAAAAACGCAUUCAUAAAUUAUAAUUACGAAAUUGAACUCGAACCACGUCAUUACUUUUACAAUAAUCAUCAGGAACAUGUAUUUUCGGCAAACUGUUAGCCAAAAUUUUGAUAAUCUUCGAGUUCACAUUAUCAAGUGCAGAGAUGAUGAAAAGUCGUAACGUGGCUUGAUCGUUUUCACACAUAUCACCACUUUGUUUACUGAUGACGUCAUCAAACUUAUUGCUACUUUACAUCAUAACUUGGACACGAGAGUAGAUUUCAAAACGUUAGGUCGCGAAGGUAAAUCCCUCAGGAAUUGCAUUAAUUUAAUCUGUAUUAGGAAAAAUAUAUGUUUGGUAUUCUCCAACCAAGUUGGGCAGUUUUAAUUCAGAAUACUUCCAGUAACAUACCUUUUACUUGUUUAUCUUGUAUAUAUUUACGCAGAUCGAUGUGUUUAGCUAUGGCGUACUGGUAUGUGAGAUGUCCAUUUGUCAGCUGCCUCAUCCUGAACAAGUUAAAAGAAAAGGUCAAAUGAGGAGGAUUCUGAAUGCUGGCAUCAAAGGAUUGGUGGAAGGUUGUACAGAGAUAGACCCACAAAAAAGGCCAACAAUGCAAGAUGUUAUUGAAAUUUGGCAAAACAAAAUAAGAGUUAACUAACCCUGCUAUAGUGCUAUAGUAUUGUAUAACUACUAAAACCUGCUUUACCAUUUCGAGAUAUUGUAUCAUAUUAAAUAGAGUCUCUUCAUUAGCCACGGCAAUCGUGGUAAACGCUUUAGCAUACUGUGUAAAGUAAAAGUCACAAAUUUGGCCUUUCAAGUUCAUGUUAUACAACCCAAACUCCUCCCACCCAUGAUUUCAAUGCUGUUCAUUAUCCGUGCUUUUGCUAAUGGAUAUAACCCUUGUAGAAUCCGACAUAUUUAUAACCUAUUUUAUACCUAUUUUUUCUCUAUUUAGCCCUAUUUUUUCCGUAUUUUUUCAAAAAUAUGACUAUUUUAUUACUAUUUAUCAAAUUUCAUAAAAUAGGAUAUGACUAUUUACACUCUAUUUGAAAUAUAUGUUAUUUAUAUUUUUCAAAAAAAUAGC